AUGGAUAGAAUUGUGGGGACAUGUAAGCGCCCAUCAUUCAUUCAUUGUCAAGCAAAAGUCUUGCUAGUUCUAUUGGCAAUGAUCCCGAUUGGUAAUGAAGAUCCAUGGAAUCAAAUGAAUCGAUCUUUCAUCUUUCUCAUGUUAACUAGCAUUAUCGCUACAGCCUUGGGACUAAAAGCUCCUGAAAUUACUGUUCAACCGAUCGAUUAUGUUGAUGCACUCGCAAUAUCACGCACACAUGAUGAAGGAGUAAUUGUACCUUGUGCCGCUACUGGUGAUGGAACAAUUACCUAUGCAUGGAGACAUAAUGAUCAAAAUCUCCAAUUCGACAACCGUAUUAAAUUAUCUGGUGGUAAUUUAACAUUUUCCGGAAUUGUGUUAGCGGAUGCGGGCCAGUAUGUCUGCUUAGCUACCAAUGCCUUUGGUACCAGUAUCAGCCGUGAAGCCACUUUACAAAUUCGAUUUUUACCUUUUAUGCCUGGUGUUUCUGAAAAAUUUUAUCGCAAAAUUAACCAAAAUGCUAGAUUGCAUUGUCAAAUCCCAUCUGAAACAUCACCAAGACCCGAUCUAAUUUAUUGGACUAUGGCUGAUAAUUCUGUUAUUGCUCAAAGUGAACGUGUUGCACUAAGUAUAUAUGCAGGAGAUUUAAUAUUUAUAUCAGGUUGGAAGAAUAAUACUGGGACUUAUCGUUGCAAUACCAUAUUUAAUGUAUUCGAUCCUAAGAGUAGCUCGUCAUCAGAAACUCGAAACACGGGUGGUGAACAAUACUUGAAUUUUACUAUUAAUGCUGUUCCAGCGGUUGCUCCUUCAAUCAUAGUCCCACCGAAUGAUACUAUAGCUAAUCUUAACCAAAAACGAGUUAUAUUAGAAUGCAUUGCAGUCGGUUAUCCUAUACCAACAAUCAUAUGGCAAAAAAGUACAGGCACACUCCCUAUUAAUCGUUAUUCAUUUGAACAAUAUGGUCGCCAUCUCGUCCUAAAAGACAUUGCAGAAGUCGAUGAUGGUGUCUAUCAGUGCACAGCCAUUUCUGGUGGUAGUCAAGUAACAGCAAGUGCUCGACUUAAGGUUCAUGUUGAUCCUAAAUGGAUAACCGCUAUAAGUGAUACGGAUCAACCUGUCGAAUCAGAUUUUAAUUGGCCUUGCGUCGCUAGUGGAUCUACCGUUGGUUAUAGGUGGUAUAUGAAUGGUCAACGCAUUGUCCAAAGUACCAAAUACAUUCUCAAUGCGAAUGGCUCAUUGACCAUACGUAGUCUUGUUAGAGGAGAUACCAAAGUCUAUUCUUGUCUAGCUUAUAAUGAGCAUUCCAAUAUAGUAUCAUCGGGCUGGCUGAAUGUUACCGUAGCAGCGCCCAAAUUUGUUGAAGUCCCAUAUACACAAACGACAUUAUUUCGAGGACAAAGUUCUACCAUCCGUUGUACUGUUACCGGAGGUCCGAGGCCUGACAUGACUUAUACUAAAGACGGAGGAUUUGUUGAUAAAUUAUUGUACAACAAAUAUACCGUUAAACCGAAUGGAAAUUUAGUGAUACACAAUGUAGUAGAUAGUGAUGCUGGAGAAUAUAAGUGUACAGCUACCAAUCGGUAUGGAACAACCGACGCUACUGGUACAGCCGUUGUGCUUAGUGCGACCGUCUUUACUAAGCCAUUAGCUGCGACUUUUAUACGCCGACCUAAAAACUUUACUAUUUCUUGUACCGUUCAGAAGGCUGAUAGCUUGAAUGUCGUACUUUAUUGGCAAAGGGAAGGCAAAAAUAUCACUACUAGUAGAGCUACUGUAAGAACCAACGGUUUGACUUCAACAUUAAGUUAUUACAAUAGUACGUUAAGUGAUUCGGGCCAAUUUGCCUGUGUAGCGGCAACUAACGUACCUUAUGUUGGCUACGUAGCUAAUCCAUCGUUAGCAACAUUAACAGUCAAUGACGUACCCAAUCCACCAUUUAAUUUUACUUAUAGCGAAUUGACACGAUCGUCAGUUCUAUUUUCAUGGCUACCUGGUAAUCCUAAUAAUAGCCCAUUGCUAAGAUUUGCAAUUCAUUAUCGCGUCAAUAAUGUUAAUUCAUGGAGAAUAGCAGAAGAUUACAUUCCGGUUUCGGCUACAUUCCGUCGAAUUGCUCUUUCACCGUUUAAUACCUAUCGCUUUAGGAUAGUCGCUGUUAAUGCUGUAGGAGCAAGUCAAGAUAGCACGUAUCAGAUCUUUUCCACACUUGGAGACGUACCUUAUAACGCACCGGGCGAAUUUCGGGUUAGUGGUGUAACCGGCAAUUCUGGGGCCUUGGAUAUCCGCUUUGUACCCUUAUCGCGAGAAGAACAAAAUGACGCAGGUAUUAAUUAUAGGUUAUCUUUUAGACAACAAGGACCCACACAAUCUUGGUCGAAUGUCAAUACUGGUACUACUGGUACAUAUCGUCUAGCAGGUUUAGCUCAAAACACUCGCUAUGAGCUACGAUUGCAACCGUUUAAUAACGCCGGAUUUGGGCGAGCAGCAACCGAGAUUAUCACUGCUACCACAGGUAGCACAGCACCUACGGCGGCUCCUAAAGAUGUUACGGCUUAUCUUACCAGUAUUACUUCAGUUAAGUUAAGAUGGUCUAAAAUUGCAGUAGCAAAAUCGGCGAGAGCAACAGCGGUCGGAUACCGAAUUUCUUUUUGGACAUAUGAUAAUUCUGUCGCUACUACCCGUACUUUCGGUGAUGUUGCGGAAGCUUCAAUAAAUGAUUUAAGACGUUAUAUGACCUAUAACUUCAGGAUAAAUGCAUUUACUGAAGGUGGAGACGGUCCUUUCUCACCGACAGUUUCUAAAUACAUCCAUUUACCAGUACCAGAUGAAGUUACCAAUUUAGUUGCAUCGGAACCGGUCAGAAGCCAAGUGGUAGUGCAAUGGAUCGCACCUAGUGCCUCUAAUGGUGCUAUUACACAUUAUAAAGUGAAUUAUACCGUCUUAACUGUCGAGGGUCUCCCUGGUUCAUAUACUGCUAACACAACUGCUGGAAGCGAGACUCUAUUUACCUUUUACAAUAUGAAGACUGGUGUUUAUCGAUUCACGGUGACACCACAAAAUGCUAACGGGUAUGGAGUUCCAACAACAGUUCAGUUCCAGGUUAAUGGGAUUGGUCCAGAGCAACCACAAAAUUUAAAAGCAACGGAAGUGACACAAACUACUGUUAGCUUUCAAUGGGAAGCCACUGAGAAUCCAACCGAAGGAUUUGUCGUUCAACACAAGCUGUUAGCUUCGAAUGAUCCUCAUCAAAAUACUUCCUCUUUACUUAGUCCAACAGUUCGUGCCUUUACAGCAAGUGAUUUGAAAGCAUCGACAACUUAUGCAUUCCACAUUGUUGCUGUAGGUGGAAAUAUAAUCAGUGUGCCAAGUAAUCAGGUUAACGUGACGACAAGGUCAGUGGUAGCAGAGCAAAAGCCGUUUUAUGAAGAAAUUUGGUUUAUCGCUUUAGUUAGUUCAGUAGGUGGACUGCUAGUGAUCUUAAUUCUGGUAUGCUUUGUUCGAUCUGGUCGAAAGAGGAAUACAAUGAAGUCUACUGGCCGCUACGUAACUCCUCAUGAGCAAGAAAAGAAGCCUGAUGUUCCUCCACUGCCAGCUGAUGAACCUGAGGAAGAAGUCAAGAGACCACCUUUGCCUGAAGAAAGUCAUUAUGCAGACGAUCAUUUUCGACAUAGCGAUGUCGACAUGGACAGUCUGGAUAGUAUGGAUCAAUACGCAGACUUACCUCAGUUAUCCAAAUUUAAUGAAGAUGGUUCUUUCAUUGGUGAAUAUGGUGAAUUGAAAGCUGCAAGAAGUAACGUCGAUGUUAACUCGUUUAUGGGUGAUUAUAGCGAUGUACGGUAUGACGGAGCAGCUUCUUAUCAUGGUAACAACAGCUAUGCUCCUACAUUACGAAGUAGCCGUCCUGGAAGUCCGGCUAGUACUAUUAACCCCAAUAAUUCUGCAUUUUCCACCUUUGUUUAA
Trichoplax adhaerens is the source of this 3957-nucleotide messenger RNA. RefSeq lists its product as uncharacterized. Gene Ontology annotation, molecular function: protein binding. The coding region runs from base 1 to 3957 and encodes 1318 amino acids. The transcript is spliced from 4 exons. The record is from RefSeq and is a predicted model, not a curated record. Lineage: Eukaryota; Metazoa; Placozoa; Uniplacotomia; Trichoplacea; Trichoplacidae.